AUGUCCGAAAGUGAUGAACCCAAUCUAACCUAUGACAUUGAUUGGCCUAUGCUCGAUAAAAGUCGAUUUAUUCCAUUGAAUCUUCUAUCAACGUUUAUUGUUCGUUCAGUUUUAUAUCCAGUUACUCUUGUUCGAACUCGUUUACAAGUUCAAGUAAAAUCAUCUAUUUACCGAGGAACAUGGCACGCACUACGUACCACAAUCCAUUACGAAGGUUAUCGUUCAUUGUAUAAAGGUUUUCUUGUUUAUAAUUGUCAAUUAGUACCAGGUUUAAUCUAUAUAACUACAUUUGAAGCGACACGUGCUCGCGCAAAUAUUUUAACUACAAAUGAAUAUCUACGUGCAGGCAUUGGUGGUAUUGUAGGUUCAAUGUGUUCACAAAUACUUGCGUGUCCUAUUGAUAUUGUAUCUCAACAUAUGCAAUUAGUUGGUUUAUCAUCAUCUGAGAAAAAGAGUCGCUUUAAAGAUGAUGUAUCCUCUAAGUCAUCAUCUGGUUCUCUCAAAAAUCGACAUGUGCGUCGUAUACAUGUGCCUAAAGAAAUUCGUCAUAGUAAUUAUUUAAUAUUCAAACAUAUAUGCUCAACCUUAUAUUACGAAAAAAACGCAGAUAAAAACAGUAAAUCAAAGAUUAGUUUCAAAGGCUUUUAUCGUGGCUAUUUAGUUUCAACGUUCCUGUUUAGUUUAACGAGUGGGGUGUGGUGGCCAUCAUAUUAUUUCUAUCAAAGACAAAUGCUCAAUAUUGAAAGCAUGUUUCCAAUCGAAGUUCCAUUACUGCUUAUUCAAUGUAUAGCUGGUGCUUUAUCAUCGUUUACAUCGACUAUUGCUACAAAUCCGAUCGAUGUAUGUCGCACACGUGUACAGGUGGAGCGAGAACGAAGAAGAGUACCACAAAUUAUGCGUGAAUUAUGGCAAGAAGAACGUUUUCAUAUUUUUACAAAAGGUUUAACAGCUCGUCUAUCGCAUUCCUGUAUUUAUUCAUUACUAAUUAUAUUUGGUUAUGAAACAGUCAAACGAGUCUCAUUAAAAGAAGAAUAUCAAGGACAUGUUAGAUGGUAA
Messenger RNA from Rotaria socialis, 1056 nucleotides. NCBI's taxonomy places the organism in Eukaryota, Metazoa, Rotifera, Eurotatoria, Philodinida, Philodinidae. The record is from the annotation of a GenBank genome assembly.